Molecule: messenger RNA, 2927 nt
Organism: Ectocarpus sp. CCAP 1310/34
Lineage: Eukaryota; Phaeophyceae; Ectocarpales; Ectocarpaceae
Source: the annotation of a GenBank genome assembly
AUGCCAGUGGUGGACGGGGGCGGCAGCGCCGGUGGUGUUUCGACGGCGGCGGCCGCGACGGGAAGAAGCUACGGCGGGGUGCCGCCGCCGCCGCCGCCGCCGCCGCCGCCUGCGGGCUCCGCGGAGGUGCUUGAGGAGCGGCUGGCGGCGGAGAGAGCGUUCAGUAGCAUGGACCAGAACUCCGGCAGGGUGUCCGCCCGUCGCUUGGAGGAGCUGCUGACCCUGUUGGGCAUGCCGGCGGCGCAGAGGGGCGCGAAGGCGACGGAAUCCGCGAGGGCGGCAGGACUUUUGAGCGCGCCUUCUUUUUCUUGCCAGGAGUUCGUGGAUUGGUACCUAUCCUGGUUGUUCAAGGAAGAGGGGCCGCCUCGCGAAGGCGCGUCCAGCAACGGCACGGCGGACGGUCGGCCUCCCAUAUACCGGCCCUUCCCGGGGACCAAUGGCGACGAUGACGGUUCCUUGUUGUCAUCGUCCUCGUCCUCCGAUGAUGAUGAUGAUGAUGAUGAUGAUGACGAUGACGAGGAUUCUAACGCGGGCUCUGGUGCUGCUCCACCCAGCGACUACGGCGAUGGCCCACUUCGCGGCGGCGAGGAGAGGCUCGGGCGUCUCUCGCUGGCCAGCAGCGACGGAGACGAUGAAGACGGCGGCGCGGUGGCGGCGGCGGCCACGGCGGCUCUGCGGGCGGCAGCAGUGGCGUACGCUUCACGCUCCUCAAGCAGCAGCAGCAGCAGCAGCAGCAACAACAACAACAAUAUUAGUGCCAACAACGAAAACUCCGACCCCAGCUGCCCCCAGCGCAGCAAGCCUCGGCAGGCGGCGGCGGCGGCGGUGGGACGCCAGAGCGGCGGUGCGGUGGGCAGCGGCGGUGGCGACGGGGAACACUGUUCAGAUCACGUCGUCGAGAACGGCAGCCGGCCUACUCAAGAGACCGGAGAAGGGACUUCCUCUUCCACUGGCGAAGUGUCAGGGGCAACCUCUUCGGAGGCAACUCGCCCUCCGGAGUCAUCAUCCGCCGCCGCGGCUCCAGCGACACCGCUGCCUAGGUUCCAGUUCGGGGUGCCGUCGCUGCAGGGGACCAGGGCGCCCGGAAGCGGGGCGUUGUCGUCGGCGCACCGGGCCCACGGGCGCGGGGCGCCCGGCAGGGGGGUAAAGAGCGCGCGCGCCGGGAGCGCUCGUGGUAGCAGCGCUAGCGUAUUAUCCGCGGCGGCGGCGGCGGGGAAGGCCCCGCGCGUCGGUGGUGCCGGUGGCGGUGUUGUUGCAAUGGAGAAACCGCCGCCGGCUGCCCCGAGCUCGCCGGCGGAGAUGAUGGACGUGUCGGAAUCGCCCCUGAACCCGGUGUUUGGCUCGAGCAACUCUCCGGGCUUCGUGUUUCAGGCGGGGCAGCCGAGAGCGUCGCCGUCUCAGCAGCAGCAGCAACAACCGCCGCCGCCGUCACCGCCGCCCGCAUACACCGCGAUGCCUGUUCCGCCAGCAGCAGCAGGGGCAGCGCCGGCUCCUGCUCCGACGUCAGCGGCGGAUCCCGGCAUCCCCCCAAGGGCGUUCGUUUUUGGAUCGUCCGCGCCGGUGGGCGGGGUGAAGGCCAUCCCUUCCCCUUCCACGGGACUGAAACCCAUACCGUCUCCUUCCGCGGGGCGGUUCUUCAACGUGGGAUCGUCGGUGACGCCGUUGUCCCGGUCGACCGCGAUGCCCCAGGCUCGCCCGGCGACCCCACCGCAGUCUCGCCCGCCCGCGUUCACCUUCGGCGGGAAACCCAACGGGGUGCCGGCGACGGGACGGCAGCUGACGCCCGCGGGGUCGUCGUUGCCAGGCGGCGGGGUCACGUUUUCCACGGGCACAGUUUCGAACGCCGGGCCCGGGCGCAGAGGGCAGAGAGGCAGGCCGACAUCGGCGUCAUCGUUGGCGACACCUUCGAGGUCCUCGAACACCCCGCCGCCCCCGCCAGGAGAGCGGGACUGGCACGGUAGUGGUGGUGGUGGUUUUGGGGCUGUCGAGCAAGAGGGGCUGAAAGGGGUAGGCGCUCAGGAUACCUUCACGGGUGAGACCGAUCAGCGGCCAGCGGCGACGCCGUUGAAGUCCCCGCUAGCAACAGCCACCAGCUUCUUCGCGUCGAUGCUCUCCCCCCGACGAAAAGCCGCCGCCGCCGCCGCCGCCGCCGCCGCUGCUGUUACGGCUGCGGCUGCUGCGGCCGCUCAUGAUGAUUAUGCCGAUGCUGCUUUCCCUGACCAGACAGCGACAACAAGCGCCGCCCCCGCUGGUGCUGCUUCGGCGCCAUCAGGGGCGGUAGCCAGCGCGCAGGAGAACUCCGCCGACCAAGAAUCGGCACCGGGGUACCAGCCCCUCCGGGAGCACGUGGUGCCCCCACCCCUGUGGACCGCGCCAGGCCGCGGCGAUGGGGGCCGCGGCACCGGCGGCGGCGGUGGUUCUUCUUCCUUCGCGCCGGAGCAGUCGCCGCCUUCCGCGGCCUCGUCGCCGUUCUCCCCGAUGCCUUCCUCCUAUUGCGCCUCCUCCUUCUCCCCCGUGACCGCCUCUCCGAGCUCGUCGGCGUACUUCACUCCGGAGGGCGCGGCCGGGCGCAGGACCUCCGCGGCGCCGCCGCCGCCGCCACCGCCGCCGCCGCCUGCGGCGGGAAGCGGCGGCGGCGGUCGGCGGAGCUCCUCCUCUUCCUCCUCCUCGGUGCGGAAGAUAUCGGCGAGGAACCUGGCCGCCGCGGCGGCCGCGCGAGGGGUUUCGUCAGAGGAAGAAGGACCGGCGAUCAAUGGAGAGCGGCGGCAGCAGCGGCAGCAUCCUCCCCCGGGGCGUUACCCCCCCGCCGCCGCCGCCGCCGCCGCCGCCAAGGUUCAGGUUCAGGGCCGAUGCGGCGGGCCAGCAGGAGCGAAGGCAGGACGGGGGCACCGCCACGGGUAGGAGCUCCGCGCAGGAGUUCAUGCAGC